AUGUCCCAACUCAACUACCGCACAAUCAACAUCGACGUCCUGGACCCCGACGCCUCGAUCAACUUCCCGAUGGACACGCUGCUGCCGGCGACGCUGCCGGCGCCGACGACCUCGAGCGCCGCCGCCGCCGUGGCCGGCGAGGUGCGCCAGCUGCUGCGCGGCGGGGACCCGGCGGCGGCGCUGCGGCACGUGCUGGACACGGCGCCCCUAGGCGGCGACGAGCGCGCCAAGGAGGUGCACCUGGCGGCCGUGACCGAGGUGCUGCAAGGCAUCCGGCAGGCGGAGAUGAGCCGCGUGCUGGAGGGGGUGUGCACCGGCGAGGACGGCGGGGCCGAGCGCGCCGACUGCUUGAUGAAGUAUCUCUACAAAGGCAUGGCCUCCCCCGUCUCCGCGCAAACCCCUCGCAAAUCCGUCUCCCCGCAGAGUACGGGGUUCUCGCAGAUCCAGGGCCGCAAUCUGGGCGAGGGGGGCGGCGGACAGCAGAUGAGUGUGCUGUUGAGCUGGCAUGAGAAGUUGGUGGAGUUGGUGGGGACGGGGUCGAUUGUGCGGGUGAUGACGGAUCGGAGGACGGUUUAG
Messenger RNA from Aspergillus aculeatinus CBS 121060, 576 nucleotides. Its product is annotated as actin-related protein 2/3 complex subunit 5 family protein. The transcript has 2 exons. Gene Ontology annotation, biological process: Arp2/3 complex-mediated actin nucleation; regulation of actin filament polymerization. Gene Ontology annotation, cellular component: cytoplasm; actin cytoskeleton; Arp2/3 protein complex. Gene Ontology annotation, molecular function: actin filament binding. The record is from RefSeq and is a predicted model, not a curated record. Bases 1 to 576 code for a protein of 191 amino acids. Lineage: Eukaryota; Fungi; Ascomycota; Eurotiomycetes; Eurotiales; Aspergillaceae.